UCGAGUGCAGCUGUCAGAGACAGCGCGCAAAUCCUCUUCCUGUGGCUUUUACCGAGAAAAAUGCCUCCCAAGAAGAGAAAGGCUCCAACCAAAUCAGAGGCUGAACCUGCAGCUGAAGGUGCUUCGAGUGCUUCCAAGAAAGCGAGGGUUUCCGGAGACUGCGAUGGCAUCAUCCGGAUUGAGUACUGCUUGUCUUGACGAGUGUUCAAGAGGAAGGCUAUACAAAUCUUCGAGGAUUUGUGUGACCUUCUGCCAGAACUGAAGCUGGAGCAGGAGCUUAAAGUGGGCGCUCGUGGAUCAUUUGAAAUCUACGUUCGGAAGACGGGUGAAGAAAUUGCGAAGGAAAUUCGGGUGUGGACUGGACUCAAGAAGGGCCCGCCUCGGAAGAAUAAGUUCCCCGAGCCCGCUAAUCUUGUGCCUUCCAUUGAAGAAGCUUUAAAAUAGAGGUUUUUAGGGGCCAAUUCUGGGUGAUUCUUGUGACGAGUGAGGGGCAAAUUGCCAUCGGCAAUGCCCUCAAUCUGAAGGUUAAUCUAUGGAAUUGGGCGUCUUAAUAAACAUCUUGUUCUAAUCA
This is a messenger RNA of Phlebotomus argentipes, 571 nucleotides long. Its product is annotated as selenoprotein H-like. The record is from RefSeq and is a predicted model, not a curated record. NCBI's taxonomy places the organism in Eukaryota, Metazoa, Arthropoda, Insecta, Diptera, Psychodidae. The transcript is spliced from 2 exons. Gene Ontology annotation, cellular component: Golgi apparatus.